AUGUAUAAAGCGUGUGCGCAGUCUCUUAACAACUUGAAAGGUCAGCGAGAUAGAUGUUUAUAUGCAUUGAGAACGGAAGGUUUGAAUCCCAGCUGUACGUUGAAGAGUAUGUUUAAGAAUGGUCUUGGCAAUGGCUCUCUAAAAAGUGAAGAACUGAAUGAGGGCGGAAUAUGCAAAGACCAACUACAAAUUGGGGAUAUGUGGCAAGAUAUCCAGGGUGCAAAUAACUGGAAGAGCUUACUCGAUCCCAUUCAUCUCCUCCUCAAAGCAGAGAUACUCGGAUACGGUGAUUUUGCACAACACUGCUACGACUCAUUUGAUAAUACUCGCUCUUCUCAAUACUAUGGGAAUUGCAAGCUCUCCAAAAGCUCACUCGGACGGAGAUUAGAAUCUCUGAAAUGUGGGCGUGGUUAUCAAGUCACCGAAUAUAAAUACGCCAAUACUGGAUUAUCCCUAAAAUCCUAUUUCCGGGAGAAAUGGAGGGAUAGCGGCGCUUGGAUGGGAUAUAUUGCUGUUUGCACAGACCCAAAUGAGAUAAAAAGAUUGGGUAGACGUGAUAUAUUUGUUGCGUGGAGAGACGAAGGCUCCGGAAGAUCUAGGCUUAGCGCAAGAGAGAUUGUUGUGGCUGAAAUAAAAAGGUUAUUGAAUAACUUCAAAGAUGAAGAUGUGAGUAUAACGUUCACUGGACACAGCUUGGGAGCUGCGCUGGCAACCAUAAGUGCAUAUGACAUAAAACAGAUGUUGAUGAAUGAAUAUUACAUUAGGUCAAUACCUGUCACGGUCUUUGCCUUUCCCUCUCCACGUGUCGGAAACUUAUCAUUUGCUCAACACGUUGAGGAGAUUGGAGUCAAAGUGUUGCGGCAGGUAAACAAAAAGGAUUUGGUUCCUAAAGUUCUGGAGUUUUCGUGA
Messenger RNA from Cryptomeria japonica (Japanese cedar), 909 nucleotides. Its product is annotated as phospholipase A1-Igamma3, chloroplastic-like. Gene Ontology annotation, molecular function: glycerophospholipase activity. Bases 1 to 909 code for a protein of 302 amino acids. The transcript has 3 exons. The record is from RefSeq and is a predicted model, not a curated record. Lineage: Eukaryota; Viridiplantae; Streptophyta; Pinopsida; Cupressales; Cupressaceae. Gene Ontology annotation, biological process: lipid metabolic process.